Messenger RNA from Exophiala dermatitidis NIH/UT8656, 2073 nucleotides. RefSeq names its product alpha/beta hydrolase. Bases 240 to 1184 code for a protein of 314 amino acids. Gene Ontology annotation, cellular component: membrane. The transcript has 3 exons. NCBI's taxonomy places the organism in Eukaryota, Fungi, Ascomycota, Eurotiomycetes, Chaetothyriales, Herpotrichiellaceae. Gene Ontology annotation, molecular function: lipase activity. The record is from RefSeq and is a predicted model, not a curated record.
GUUUCCAGCUGACAACCAAUGACACGUCAUUUGAUCUUACAUACCAUGAGGCCUCGGCAACAACGAGCAUGAAAUAAGCACAUGCUUCAGACCCUCAUCUGAUCGGGGACCAUGUAAUUUGUGUUAUUCUUCGAAGAACCCGAGAUACAGAGCAUAAGAGGUUACUUCUUGGAUCAUAUCUCCCCUGAUUUCUACAUUCUCAUAUCCAAAUAUUGGAGCGAAGGAUUCAUCUCCGCGUCAUGGAAGGGGAAUUCACCACGAGUGAUGGCACGAAGCUGUACAAGAAGACGUGGAAGCCUUCAUCUGGACAAAUAUCAGCCGUACUCAUUUUUCUUCAUGGCUUCUCUGACCAUAUCAACGCAUACUACGAGUUCUUCCCGACUCUCAGCUCAUCUCCAUGCAAUAUCGCCGUAUACGGCUUCGACCAACGAGGCUGGGGCCGCUCGGUCCGCAAGCCAGAUGAGCGCGGAUUGACAGGGCCAACAAGUCUCGUUUUGUUCGACAUACACGAUUUCGUGCUGCAUGUGGCCUCGCUACCCGAGACGCACGGCAAACCAUUGUUCCUGAUGGGACACAGCAUGGGCGGCGGCGAGGCUUUAUGUUACACGCUGUCUACAUCGCCGAAAUUCUCGAAUCGGCCACCCAUACGAGGUCUCCUUCUCGAAGCACCCUACGUCGAGCUCGACCCAUCCGAGCAGCCCUCACCACUACUUGUUUCUGCCGGGAAACUGGCCGCCAUGGUUCUACCGCACAGACAAAUGAAGCAGAAACUCCACGCAACGUACAUGUCACGGUCCGCCAAAGUCCGACAAGAGUGGGUCGACGACCCGCUAUGUCAUGAUACAGGAACACUCGAAGGCCUCAAGGGUCUACUCCAGCGGGCAGGCGAUCUUUCAGCGCUAUCUCACGGCCGCAAGGUUGAUGGUUUGACCACGAGAGUCCCUUGUCCUGUGUGGGUAGCGCACGGCACCAGCGAUCGUGUCGUCUCUCCUACCGCUGCCCAAAGAUUGUUUGAUGUCCUCGAAGCUCCCAACGGCGACAAGGUGUUCCAUUCGUAUCCGGACGCCUACCACAAGCUCCACGCGGAGCCGGAGGGAGUCGGAGAGCAGUUCGCAAAGGACGUUGCAAACUGGAUCCUGACCCAUGCUGCUGAGUCGUCGGAGACUGCUCAGGUCCGUCCUUAGCUCUCCCCUCCAUGCGGUCUGAUGAGUAACCUGUCGAACAGCCGAAGUCAAAGUUAUGAUUGAAUAGCAGUGAACGAGUUUCAGGAUAUGGCGCACUGCCUCAGUGCUGCCCAGCCAUACUUGCCUACUCAAGCCUUUGCCUUUUCAGAUUGCACACUCAAUGCAAGUGACGAUAGUAUGAUGGGGCUGCUGCUUCGCUUUCGCGGCAUCAACGGACUAGCACCAAGCAAUCCAGAGAACGACUCGUCUCAUCCUUGAAAGGGCGCAAGCGGUGCGGAAGCUGACAUACGGCCCUACGAAAUGAGCUUGGCGAGAUUUCACCUCAGCAAAACACGUGGUGGUCGCACAGGGAACUCGAAGUGUUAAGCUCAACUUGACCAAGAGAAUGUGUGCAAGAUCGUUGCUGGUGCGGUGUGGAAUAGGUCCUUCUGAUCAACAUUGACGUUGACGCCGACACGAAUUGCAGGUGAUUGAAUGCCUAGGUAUGUAGGCGCUGAUUUCUAGUUCAAGCAACAGGAUGCACUGCGCAGGAUGAUUGCCUAUGAUUUUUAGGCUAUUACUUGUAGAGUUGGCAUUGGCUCUCGAUGUUGAGGUGUGCAUAGUAGCAGUAUGAGUAUGCCUGGUAGUGUCACUACUACCUGCCUACUACUACCUACCUAGUGGGUACCUACCUAGGUAGGUACAGUCCUAUGAUGGGCGGACCGCGGACGUUUCAGACCAGGUGGUAAUACAGCUGACUGACAAAAUCUUUUUUUCACGGACGCUAAGCAAAUUUUGCGUCCUACUAUGGAUGUCCGGUAAUACAGCGUCAGACAGUGGACACUCCGUGGGAUUAUACUAUGUAAUAUUCCAGUUGAAGUUGCACCAUCCUAAUCAGUACUAGUGGGCC